Messenger RNA from Lactuca virosa, 940 nucleotides. NCBI's taxonomy places the organism in Eukaryota, Viridiplantae, Streptophyta, Magnoliopsida, Asterales, Asteraceae. The record is from the annotation of a GenBank genome assembly.
UCCCAUCUUUCUUCUUAUCUCAAUUUGCUUCUGUUCUUCUAUUCAUCAUUUUAUCUUCUACCCACCAUUUUCUUCCUUUGAUGGCUUCACGUAGAUUUAUGAUUCCUUUUGUUUGCCUCACCGGCUUCUGGCUCAACCAACUCCAGACCACCGUCUCCACCCUUCUUAUUUGUCUGGAUAGCCAGCGAACAUCAUAAACGAUGAAGGAAGCUCAUUGCUUCAACCUCCCUUCACCGACUAUAUUCAGGAAUACACCUUCAGGAACAGGGAAGGGUAUGGGUGUAAUAAUUGUCUUUUUCUGCUACCAUCGGUGAUGCCUCCCGUUAUCACGAUUCACGGUUUUUGGUGAUGAGUUGUUGAUGUCAAAUCCCAAAAAUGUAGAAAGAGCCAUCGAAGAACAUGCUUGCAAUGCUGUUCUUCUCAAGGUGAACCAAGUUGGAAGUAUGACAGAAGCCAUUAAAUGGGUCUUGCCACCAGUAAGAGAGCGCUCAGCCAAGUACAAUCAGAAAGUAAAUAACGGUUAUGCCCUUACAAUGAUGAGGAUGGAGGCUUUCACCGAGCCUGAGAGGCGAGCUUUCAUCCAUGAGGUUUUUGAUUCCAUGCUUUCAAUUGGUGGUUGUGAGUAUCCCUUCAGGCCCAGGGCCCAGAUGGUGGUGUACUUUCUUAUUUGCAAAAUCUUGGAUAUAAGAAGCCAUAUAUAAGCUUCAUGGAUAGCAUAACAAUGGAAUUUUGGAUUGCUGUAUUUGAUCCUACCCACUACAAAAUCAUAACACAGAUGUCAGGUUUGCUUAUGUAGCAGCUAAGGCUUCACCAGAUGGAUUAUGUACAUAUACACGUUGAAAGAACGAAAAAAAAAUUUGAAUCAGCGCCAACGGGCGCGCAUGAUUCCAUCUAGUUUUAUAUUGUAGUACCUAUAAUAAUAAUAAUAAUAAUACAAAUU